Suncus etruscus (white-toothed pygmy shrew) is the source of this 1147-nucleotide messenger RNA. RefSeq names its product RFNG O-fucosylpeptide 3-beta-N-acetylglucosaminyltransferase (gene RFNG). Gene Ontology annotation, molecular function: O-fucosylpeptide 3-beta-N-acetylglucosaminyltransferase activity. The transcript is spliced from 8 exons. Bases 1 to 954 code for a protein of 317 amino acids. The record is from RefSeq and is a predicted model, not a curated record. Gene Ontology annotation, biological process: pattern specification process; regulation of Notch signaling pathway. Gene Ontology annotation, cellular component: Golgi membrane. Lineage: Eukaryota; Metazoa; Chordata; Mammalia; Eulipotyphla; Soricidae.
AUGGGCCGCGCGCGGGCCGCGCUGUGCCGGGGCUGCGUGGCGCUGGCCGCGGCCCUGGCGGCGCUGCUGCUGCUGCCGCUGCCCCGGGCGCCCGGCCCGACCCCCGCGCGGCCCGGCGGCCCCGGCCUGCGCCCCGACGACGUCUUCAUCGCCGUCAAGACCACCCGCAGGAACCACGGGCCGCGCCUCGGGCUGCUGCUGCGCACCUGGAUCUCCCGCGCCCGCCCGCAGACCUUCAUCUUCACCGACGGCGACGACCCGGGGCUCCGGGGCCAGGGGGGCAGCCACGUGGUCAACACCAACUGCUCGGCUGCCCGCUCCCGCCAGGCCCUGUGCUGCAAGAUGGCUGUGGAGUACGACACGUUCAUGGAGUCGGGGCGCAAGUGGUUCUGCCAUGUGGACGAUGACAACUACGUGAACCCCGCGGCGCUGCUCCAGCUGCUGGCCGCCUUCCCCCCCAGCCAGGACGUCUACCUCGGCCGGCCCAGCCUCGACCACCCCAUCGAGGCCACCGAGAGGGUCCCGGGCAGCAGUUCCGUCACCACGGCCAAGUUCUGGUUCGCCACAGGCGGCGCCGGCUUCUGCCUCAGCCGGGGCCUGGCGCUCAAGAUGAGCCCCUGGGCCAGCCUGGGGGGCUUCAUCAGCACGGCCGAGCGGGUGCGGCUGCCCGACGACUGCGCUGUGGGCUACAUCGUGGAGGGGCUGCUCGGUGCGCGCCUGCGGCCCAGCCGCCUCUUCCACUCACACCUGGAGAACCUGCGGCUGCUGCACCCCGACUCGGUGCUGCACCAGGUAACCUUGAGCUACGGGGGCCCCGAGAACCCCCAGAACGUGGUGAGCGUGUCAGGUCCUUUCAGCCUGCAGCAGGACCCCACCAGGUUCCAGUCUGUCCACUGCCGCCUGUACCCCGACACGGAUUGGUGCCCCAAGCAGGCCCCUCAGGCCUCGUGGUGACUCCUAUUCUCAGCGGAAAGACUGAGCACCCAGCCGGGCCCCAGCCAGCUCCUGGGCCCCUCUGGGUCUGGGCCUCAACCCAUGCCUCCCCUUUGGAGGCUCUGGGCCCCGAAGUGUCCGCUCUGCUCAGGCUCCGCACCGGGAGCAGCAGGAAACUUGGGCCCCACUGGUGUCACGGGACAAUAAACUCACA